Xenopus tropicalis (tropical clawed frog) is the source of this 758-nucleotide messenger RNA. It is a transcript of the gene spmip2, whose product is annotated as sperm microtubule inner protein 2. The transcript has 5 exons. NCBI's taxonomy places the organism in Eukaryota, Metazoa, Chordata, Amphibia, Anura, Pipidae. Bases 127 to 675 code for a protein of 182 amino acids. The record is from RefSeq and is a predicted model, not a curated record.
UACAGGCAGGGUAGGUUCAUGUUACAGAGCGCUGUGCUCGGCUGCUGGUGACAGCAGGAUCCACACUCAUUCAUUCAUGCACAAUUGCUAAGCUUCCCAUAGCAUCUGACUGCCCCGUGCCACAGCAUGUCUCAAACCCAGCGCGGGAGGCUGUAUGUCUCUUCCUCCCCCAGCCAGCAGGAUGGCUCAGGCCAGAGGAUGCUAUACACAGGUCCAGACUACAUACGGGAUUAUAGAACAAAACUGCCUGACUUUACCAGUUACAUCGGAGAAGUGAUGCCGCCUAGAGAGAGCACAGGUGAUGUGAGUUACCUGUGCCGCGCCGCCCCCGGUACCCCUUCACCUCUACCCAAGGAGUCAUACGUUGGAGGUAUAGGCUGGGGAGUGUCAGAUUUCAGCUACCUCAAUAGAAGGGGACUUCUCAAUAACAAUCACAUCAAGCAUGGACAGUUCCGCCAAGCUUGUGAAGAAAAUAUAACUCAUAGGUAUCAGAAUCCAUGGACCCCGUCUCCACAUAUUCUUGAUGAAUGGGGAUAUGGAGCCAGAUCUAGACUGGCAUGGACAGAAGACAAUUGUGACAGUGAAAACAGAAAUGGGCAAGGAGCACCAGUACUUGAAGAACAUCCAAUACCAGGACAGGUUUCAAUUUACAGGAACAUGAAUCGAGAGCAAUAAGUGAUAAAAAACAAGAUUUGCUGAAUGGAUGGGAUCUCUGAAUGAAACUGAUAAAGAGGAGCAUUAUGGAGGAACAAACUAGA